Cottoperca gobio is the source of this 1273-nucleotide messenger RNA. RefSeq names its product eukaryotic translation initiation factor 2B, subunit 1 alpha (gene eif2b1). Bases 335 to 1243 code for a protein of 302 amino acids. Gene Ontology annotation, biological process: translational initiation. Gene Ontology annotation, cellular component: eukaryotic translation initiation factor 2B complex. The record is from RefSeq and is a predicted model, not a curated record. Gene Ontology annotation, molecular function: translation initiation factor activity; guanyl-nucleotide exchange factor activity. The transcript has 9 exons. NCBI's taxonomy places the organism in Eukaryota, Metazoa, Chordata, Actinopteri, Perciformes, Bovichtidae.
GGUCGAGAGAAAAAACGUCUACGUCAUCUCUCCGCGACACGUCAACACGCAGCCAGAUGAGCUAACACAGUGCAACUCGUCGAAUAGUGAUAAUAAAACUUUCCAGACAGAUCAACUAUACUUUCAUUGGUGGUAGUUUGAGAAGUAUAGCUGGUAUAGUUGAUUUAAAACGAAUAUUUUUAAUUUUGUGUAUAGUUUGAUUUGAACGACAGGGACGCGGAGUCAGCAGCUCUGGCAUGUGUCAAAUUAUUUUGGGGUGAAUUCAGUAAACAUCCACCGUUCUUUGAUUUAACGCUAAAUACUACAGUUUUUAAGCUCUCGUGUGGGUGUCAAGAUGAAUGAAGAAGAGCUUGUGGAGUAUUUCAGGGCUCAGAUGAGGAAAGACCCGGACAUGGCCUCUGCUGUGGCCGCUAUCCGCACUCUGCUGGAGUUCCUCAAGAGAGACAAAGGUAAUACUAUCCAGGGCCUGAGGGAGAGCCUAACGUGGGCCACAGACUGCCUGACAAGAGUGGACUCCUCUGUGGCCGUGUCCUCGGGAGGAGAGCUCUUCCUGCGCUUCAUAAGUCUCACAUCACUGGAGCACGAGGAUCUGUCUCGCUGUAAGAAGGUGAUGGAGGAGAGAGGAGAACUUUUUCUGAAGAAGAUCUCAAUGUCCAGGACCAAAGUCGCUAAACUCUGUCACACCUUCAUCAAAGACGGAGCUAAAAUCCUGACUCACUCGUACUCCAGAGUCGUCCUCCGGGUGCUGGAAAAAGCUGCAGCUGAGAAGAAACGCUUCUCUGUCUAUGUGACUGAAUCGCAGCCUGACUCAGCUGGGCGACAGAUGGCAGACGCUCUGAGUAAGCUCAAUGUUCCAGUCACAGUAGUUCUGGAUGCAGCUGUGGGGUAUGUCUUGGAGAAAGUAGACCUAGUUAUCGUGGGUGCAGAGGGAGUCGUUGAGAGCGGAGGGAUCAUCAACAAGAUUGGCACUUAUCAGACGGCCGUGUGCUCUAAAGCUCACAACAAGCCUUUCUACGUCGUGGCAGAGAGUUUCAAGUUCGUCCGUCUCUAUCCACUCAACCAGCAGGACGUGCCCGAUAGAUUUAAGUACAAAGCAGACACUCUGAAGAACGUAAAGAACCUGUCGGAAGAGCAUCCGAUGAUCGAUUACACGCCUCCCUCCCUCAUCACCCUCCUCUUCACUGACCUGGGAGUCCUCACCCCGUCUGCUGUCAGCGACGAACUCAUCAAGCUUUAUUUAUAACUCAAUAAAACCCAUUUAUGAAAAGGUAAA